Chionomys nivalis (European snow vole) is the source of this 4201-nucleotide messenger RNA. RefSeq names its product cerebellin 2 precursor (gene Cbln2). The transcript has 5 exons. Bases 622 to 1296 code for a protein of 224 amino acids. Gene Ontology annotation, molecular function: protein binding. NCBI's taxonomy places the organism in Eukaryota, Metazoa, Chordata, Mammalia, Rodentia, Cricetidae. The record is from RefSeq and is a predicted model, not a curated record.
UAAUAAAGACGCGCCUUGGCACCGCGCUCCACAAGCCCCGGGGUUCAGAAAAGCAGACACAUAAGCCCAGGCAGGAAAAGCCCCUUUAAAUCUCUGCCAAAAGCUGACGUUUCACAAACGGGAGAUUCUGGAAUUGCAGUUCGAAAACGAUUAAAUUACCAAGCUAUCUUCUCCCUUUACAAAAACAAUACUUUCCUUUUUUUUUCUUCUUCUUCUUUUUAUUUUUUAAGUGCCCGUCCCCCACCCCCUUUAAUUAUGAAAGUGGCCACUCCGAUCAAGAUUAACACUUGGAAGGACUUUGGAAAAGAAAAGGGAUCUGGAAGAAGAAACACAUCUGGUGCUUCCUAGGACACCUAGUUUUAAGAAGACAACUAGGAAGGCUGCGCUGGGUGUCUAGGUGAGAGCCUAACGCGGGAUUGGCCAGAACUACUUCGCGGACCUCGGUGCUCGCCCAUCAUGGAUGUUCCAGGUCCGCUGGUGCCUUCCUUCUGAGAACCAUUUGGCCUUGACCACCUGAGCCUGGAGAAGACUCCCACUCCGGUCCUGCCUGCUCCUGUGCGCACUCGAGCACUCCUCCGGAUCUUGCGGGCCUUGACGUCCUCGGGGUGCCCCCCAGCCCAGAUGCCCGCGCCUGGCCCGGGCCUCCGAGGGCCACCGCUGAGCAUGCCCGGGCGCCGGGGGGCGCUGCGCGAGCCAGCCAAUUUUGGCACCAGUUUGGGGGCAGCGCUGGCCCUGCUGUUGCUGCUGCUACCCGCCUGCUGCCCGGUGACGGCUCAGAACGACACAGAGCCCAUCGUGCUUGAGGGCAAGUGCCUGGUGGUGUGCGACUCCAGUCCAUCGGGGGACGGCGCCGUCACCUCUUCCUUGGGCAUUUCUGUGCGCUCAGGCAGUGCCAAGGUGGCCUUCUCCGCAACUAGGAGCACCAACCAUGAGCCCUCUGAGAUGAGCAACCGUACCAUGACCAUCUACUUCGACCAGGUCUUAGUAAACAUUGGCAACCACUUCGACCUUGCCUCCAGUAUAUUCGUGGCACCACGCAAGGGGAUCUACAGCUUCAGCUUCCACGUGGUCAAAGUGUACAAUAGACAAACCAUCCAGGUCAGUUUGAUGCAGAAUGGCUACCCGGUAAUCUCCGCCUUCGCAGGAGACCAGGAUGUUACCAGGGAAGCAGCCAGCAAUGGUGUUCUGUUGCUUAUGGAAAGAGAAGACAAAGUUCAUCUCAAACUGGAGAGAGGAAACCUCAUGGGAGGUUGGAAGUACUCCACAUUCUCGGGCUUCUUGGUUUUUCCUCUAUAGACAUGGAGCUGUCCCGAUGGUGGGAAGGCUUUGAUCUGGACCCAGGGAUCUGUCCUCUGUAACACCUUGAACUUGUCUGAGUAGGAAGGCUUGGGCUGACCUCCAUCAGAUUGUUGCCGUUGAAGGAUGAUUUUCUUCUAAAGCUCCAGUAUUUUCUUUGACUAUUGACAAUUCCUCGGGAACCUGGCCUCUAAUUAGUUUUAGACGACAAGGUCUUAAGGAAAAAUGAAAUUAUCGAUUUGAGCAAUUUGUACCUGUGAUUGUAAAGUCGAUAUCGGAUUUUAUUGUUGGAACCAUUGACUUACCUUCUAUUGUUUGUACAUUGUAUCCUUGUCCUGAUGACAUAGAUGCUGCUGACCCUCAGAUGGAUUGCACGCUGCAGUCAGGGCUUAAAAACAAGAGCCCAACAAAGAACCACCUGCCAGACAGUCCUUGACCUGUGUUCUCUCUGUGUGUGUAUAGCCUUAAGAAAAAGAAUGGCUUCAUUUUCAUUCUGUAGCUAACCCCUGGGGUUUUGGGAGGAUUGGGAGGGAGCUGGGCAUUGGGGACCUGUCAAAAGUGCUUUAUCAUCAGAAGCAAAUUUUGCACGAUUGGACUGCAACUUUUGUUUUGUGUUGUCAGUAGUUUUCUUUUCUCCUCUGGAAGCUUUCUUUUCCUUCGUCGAGUUUUACUCCUCAAACCUACUUAGUUUUUCAUGCUAGGGUCCUGGAGAGAGAAAAACAAAAACUAAAAACAAAAAACCAAAACUUAUGUUCAGUACUUGUAUGAGCUCAAACAAGACAAAACAAAAUCUGCAUACUUUAUUUUUGAAUGCGAGGAAACCAGGAAAAAAAAAAGAAAGGAAGAAAAAGAACUCCUUUUUUCCAAGUAAGAAGCAAAUAGACCAUUCUGCAUAUUCUUCCCUGGAGGCUCUCUCAAAAGUAUCUUCAAACUUGCAACCUGGAUUUUAUUUUAUUUUAAUUAUUUUAAUUUAUACCCUGGGAUCCUUUAAGAGCCUGGCAUUCCUCAUUGGUCAUGAAUCCCUUAAGAGUGGAGCUGAGGUGGCCAAAUCCCCUCGUUGUUUCCUGCUUGAUGAGUCUCAGUGGUGACUUAGGUCUGCCUCUGCGUGACCACACAAGGACCAAAUGCUUCAAAGAGGACCAGCACCUCUUCCUGGAGAUCUUCCUUUGAUCUGUCAAGUUGAGGGAUGUUUGACGCUCUGUGGAUGAACACCUGGCCAGAAGCCACCUGGACUGGAAGUCACAGCAGAGGAAGGUACUGACUGCUGUAACCCAUCAGCGGUUUUUCCAACCCUGCUUGAUUUGGCGUCUUGUGCAACACCACUAUUCAGUUGCAGCCGAGAGAACUGGUGCAGUAUGUGUGUGCCAAGGAAAUGUCACUAAUCCCAAAGCAAUCAAAGUUGAGACCUCAAAGUGGAUGUCAGUGUGUCCUUUGUGUAACAAUGUAACCGAAAUAUUGACGAUAAAACUCAUAAUUUAAGAUUCAGAAUAAACGGGUUUGAUGUCUGUCUUGCUCUAGCCCCUCCUCCUCAUCUCUAUCAAAAUGAUGGGGAGGUACAGGAUAAGUACAAGGAACUGGGCAUGCUCAAUUGAUUCUGUGAUUCUUUCUAAAGGACACACACACACAAAUACUGAUGCAGCUGUAGGUCUCUGGGGUGUAUUGGCCACUUAGAUAUAUUCAGUUUAUAUUUAGAUUUUUUUUUCAAAGAGUAAGAUUUUGGAGGAGAGAGCUAAAAGAAAAAAUCAAGGGUUAAGAGGUUAUUAAUAAUAUCAGAAAUUCCAAGAUUUGAGAAAGCUCAAUUGUUUUCAACUUGGGUGUGAGGAUGAAUCUAAUGGUCAAAAGGCAAGUGCAGGAUACGCUGCAUAGUUAGAGUUGGAUUAAAGUCCUUAACUUUCUGUACUAAAGAGAAAAACGAGGUAGGAUGAGAAGCUUCAUUUUAUUAAGGUGAUGUUUUCUUGUGAGGAGGAAAAUCAACCACAAAGCAUUUGGGGUACUCUGACUCUGGCUUGAAGACAUAUUUCUGAGUGUGUACUGUGUUUAUUGAUGCUGGGAACAUAAACUGAAGGCAGAUGGAAUGUGUGUUUCUUGUGUCUUGUUAUUCUUAGAUAUUUUAAUUCUCUUUCCCUCGUUUCCUUAACUCCAUGUUUAGUUUAAAAUGAGCAAGAAAACCUCAUUUGAAGACAAUAUUACAUUGCAGAGAUUGGAAGAUGUAGGAGCCCUUGUUAUUAAUAUUUACAUCCUUUAAUAAUACAUAAUGCACAUAUUUCAUUGUAUUUAUAUCUUUAUCGUGUACAGAUUGCCACUGGGUAAUGCUGCCUCAUUAAUAAGUUAUUAAAUUAACCAAUAUAAAUGUAUUUCGGGAGUUUAUUUUCUAUUAGAAAAUCAGCUUCCUCCUGAUGAUUGUACCCUCAGCCUUCUUUCUUUUUGCACAGUGUGAAUGCCAGAAAGUUCAUUAGUACAUGGCCCCCGUGGUGAUGUUCUGAGGUAGCUUACUAUCUAUUGCAUCUGCCUGGGCUAUUGCCCUAUAGAAAUAAUGUAGAUGUAUUAUUUUCUUGAGAAACGGAACUUAGCUAAAUCAAGCUAUAUCAAAUAACAGAAGAGUUAUAAAAUGCAUCAAUUAAAAGAAUACCUUUGCUGAAAUUUCAAUUUGCUUGUGACAUCCUUGAGAACUGUGACACUCCCAGGCUUGUCUCAGAAGAAACAGUUGACAGAUCGAAAGUUAAGGUGUGGGUUCUUUGUUGUUGUUGUUGUUGGGUUUUUUUGUUUGUUUGUUCUUUGCUUGUCUGUUUAUUUGUUGGUUUGUUUGGAUUAAGAAAAUUUGUCUAACAUUUCUGGACAGAGCUCAGCAUCCAUGGUUCCUAGCCUCAGUGUUCAUAUUUGCAGAGUCAAUACUCAGACUCCAUAG